Messenger RNA from Drosophila pseudoobscura, 713 nucleotides. RefSeq lists its product as uncharacterized. NCBI's taxonomy places the organism in Eukaryota, Metazoa, Arthropoda, Insecta, Diptera, Drosophilidae. The transcript is spliced from 2 exons. The record is from RefSeq and is a predicted model, not a curated record. Bases 186 to 488 code for a protein of 100 amino acids.
CCAGCCUGCGCCCUUCAGCUUUAGUCCUGAACGAUGUGUGGGCUCCACAGAAACAAAUAUUUUCGAUAGAUUCAAACAAAUUUCGGAACAGUUUCCCAGGUGCUUUCGGUAUUCCUGUUCCGUGGACGUGAAUAUUUCCAUCUAAAACAGUUUCCUGCUUUCGGCGUCGUCGGCAAUCAAAAUUAAUGCAGAAAUCGAGAACCCGCCCGACAGUCCGCAGGGCCUUCCGUUCUUCACUAAAUGCAUCGCCAGCGAGCAGCCCCUCCGGACUGGAGAAGAAUGGUCUUAGGUUCCCUUUGGAGGACACUGGUCUGAGGCAGCUGUGGUCCAGGUACGAGGCACAGUGCACUGUUUCAAUGUCCCACCAAAGGUCUUCCCGAUCUACAGAGCCGCAGACAAUUGUCUUCCAUGGAACCUCUUGCCCUCCAGCCUUCAGGUCGUCUCCUCGUGGCUGGGGAGGGGCCAUGUUCCCAUCUGCCAGUCUCUGAAGUCACCUGUACAGACCUGCUAGGAAGUCGAUUGAUCGCUGUGCCCCCUCUGAGAAGAGCUGAUUCCGGUGACUCCGAAAGCACAAAAAUGCUUCAAGUGAAAAUAGCCACGGGAUCGCAGGAAGCAACAGGAAACCGAAACAUGCUGAAAACUUAAUAAAUAUACAGAUCUCCACGGAUAUCUGGCACAUUUGUUCAGUCCAAUAAAAUCAAAAUCGCACAAUA